GUUAUAACAUCUCAGGAGAAGGAGUUAACCAUAAAGAAGUCGGACGGGGAGACGACCACGGCUACAGUGAGGAUCUGGAACGAGACGGUCUCUAACCUCACUCUCAUGGCUCUGGGGUCAUCCGCCCCCGAGAUAUUGCUCUCUGUUAUAGAGGUAACACACACACAUACACACACACACCUGAGAUACUGCUCUCUGUUAUAGAGGUGUGAUGUAUGUCUGGAUACAUGAAUCAAACAUUCUUUAUUAAAGUAACUGGUCACUCACUCACUUGCAGCAUACUGUACGAUGUAUCAACUUGACCUGAUGCUGAAGAAAAGCGAAGCAGAACAGAGAAAUUAACAGUUCUUACUUUAUCUUUAACCUAAUUGGGAUCCCCAUUAAUUGACACCAUGACGACAGCUUAUCUUCCCGGGGUCCAUUCUCAUUUAUUGAGCUCAUCAAUAAAGUGUAUCCAAUAAUCACAUGAUGUGAACACAUGAAACUAUUUACUUUCAUAGUUUAUUGGCACAGUUUGCCCCCAGAUACACUUCUAGUCUCUUAAUCCUUGUUCACACCCCUCUCUAUCCUGCUCUCUGUCUCGCCCUCUCUCCUUCAGGUCUGUGGCCAUGGCUUCGAGGCAGGCUCUCUGGGCCCCUCCACCAUUGUGGGCAGCGCAGCCUUCAACAUGUUCGUCAUCAUAGCCCUGUGUGUCUACGUGGUCCCUGAUGGAGAGACCAGGAAGAUUAAACACCUGCGUGUUUUCUUCGUGACUGCGGCGUGGAGUGUGUUCGCAUACAUCUGGCUCUACCUCAUCCUGUCUGUGUUCUCUCCAGGAGAGGUGGAAGUCUGGGAGGCCGUGAUCACCUUUCUGUUCUUCCCCCUGUGAGUAGGAUACACACACAUGCACGUGUUGGCACACGCACAUGCAUGCAUGCAUACACACACACACACACACACACACACACACACACACACACACACACACACACACACACACACACACACACACACACACACACACACACACACACACACACACACACACACACACUCACACACACUCAUCUCUCUCUCUCUCUCUCUCGCUCUCUCUCUCCCCUCUCUCAGGUGCGUGGUUCAGGCAUGGGUAGCCGAUCGACGACUCCUCUUCUACAAGUACGUCCGCAAGCGUUACCGCGCCGACAAGCACCGAGGCAUCAUCAUUGAGACGGAGGGAGGGAUGGAUGGAGGGAUGGGAAGACGAGGAGGGGUGUUGGGGCCAGGAGGGUUCACUAAGACAGACAUGAUGGAGCUGGAUGGACAGGCGGUGGAUGAACGGAUGGAUGGAGAAAUUAUAGAGGAUGGAGGACUGGGAGGAACGAGGGAUCUGGAGGACGUGGCGAGGAGAGAUAUGGCGAGGACGCUGAAGGAGCUGAAAGCAAGACAUCCUGAUAAAGACACAGAGCAGCUCAUAGAGAUGGCCAACUACCAGGUAACCAGCUUAUAAAGGCUUCAUAGAGCAUUCAUGGAGACUUCAUAAGCACAACAUAGCUGCUUUACGCUUUACAUUGACAUUUUAGAUAUUGUGUAAUUAUUGGGUCCCAAUAUAAAUGAACAACAAUUUAUAAAAUCUUUAUAGAGUAUUCAUAUGGACUUCAUAAGCACUAAAUAGAUGCUUCACAUAUAAUUUAUUAACAGAGUCUGGACUAAAUCCUUUAUUAUCUCUCCUGUCAGGUGUUGGUCCAGCAACAGAAGAGCCGAGCGUUCUACCGUAUACAGGCAACCAGGAUGAUGAUUGGAGCAGGGAACAUUCUGAAGAAGCAUGCUGCAGACCAGGCUAGGAAGGUACGGACUGUCCAUUGCACCUAUUCUCAAACCAAUGUUGUACCAAACUUUUUCUUUGAUUUUUCAUUCUGCUGAUCACAUCUGAAUUUUGAACUUGCACCCAAAUGCUCAGUUAUCAAUUUAUCAAUGGAAUAGUCAAAAUCAGAAACAUGUUAUCCAUCGAUCAAACUCUCUACAUCACUCUCCUUCAGGUGGUGAGCUCCCACGAGCCCCACCCCCAGGAGGAUAACCCCCACACGACCCGGAUGGAGUUUGAACCCUCUCACUACCAGUGCUUCGAGAACUGUGGAUCUCUCAAACUGACCGUGGCCCGACAUGGGGGAGACCCAGGAGCUUCUGUUAUGGUAGGGGAAGGAGAGGGUGAGGAGUAG
This is a messenger RNA of Coregonus sp. 'balchen', 2177 nucleotides long. NCBI's taxonomy places the organism in Eukaryota, Metazoa, Chordata, Actinopteri, Salmoniformes, Salmonidae. The record is from the annotation of a GenBank genome assembly.